CCCGGACCAGUUGAUAUACCUGGCAUGUAUUUGUGGGUUGGGUUUGUGCAAUAGUAAUAGUCACAAGAAAAGGAAGGAUACACCACAUCUAUUUCUGAUUUCGUGAUUCAGAAUAGAACGUGACCUGAUUGUUUGAUUUUCGUCUCAGUUAAAGAUCGUUAGUCUGCUUGGACACAGUUUCUACAUCUCACUCCAUCACCAUGUCCAGUAUGGAUAAACAUCUGUUCAAUCUGAAGUUUGCUGCUAAAGAUCUUGAAAGGCAAGCCAAGAAAUCUGAAAAGGCUGAGAAAGAUGAGAAGGUUAAACUCAAAAAGGCAAUUCAGAAAGGCAACUUGGAAGGUGCAAAAAUCCAUGCUGAAAAUUCCAUCAGGCAAAAGAACCAGGCUCUGAACUACCGACGAAUGGGAGCUCGUAUUGAUGCAGUAGCUGCACGAGUUCAAACAGCUGUAACCACACGCCAGGUGACCGGUUCCAUGGCUGGUGUUGUCAAGUCUAUGGAGGCUGCCAUGAAAUCGAUGAAUUUGGAAAAGAUCUCGCAGCUGAUGGACAGGUUUGAGACGCAGUUUGAGAACUUGGACGUCCAGUCUCAGGUCAUGGAAAACACGAUGAUGAACUCCUCAACACUGACCACCCCUCAAGGCCAAGUGGACUCUCUGAUGCAGGAAGUCGCAGAUGAAGCUGGCUUGGAACUUAACAUGGACCUUCCAGCAGCCCAAGGCUCGGCUCUUGGUGCUUCAGCCUCCACACAAGCUUCAGCGGAGCAGGAUGAACUGUCACAGAGGUUGGCCAAGUUGCGUCAGAUGUGAGCACAGAAAAGUUUUCGGGCAAACAAGCAUCAAAUUUCUCUCUUGUUGUGAACACUAGCCGCUGUAUAUAACGUACGAAUACACUCUUGGGAAACAUGUAUUUGGCUCGUCGUUUCCUAUUCUCUUUGUUUUUCUGAGAAUAAUGACAAGUAGGCUGACACUUAACAGUUUGCAUGCAUUACUUGUAGAAAAUUAAUUAUGAAUGGACAUUUGUUUUGAAAAAAAAAAUAAGAGACUGGUGAUUGGUGGGGGGGGGAGGGGGGGUUGAGGAGUACAAAAUAUAAUAUUAUUGGAGAAAAGGAGAGGGGUGGGACUGAUAUCUUGCUCCUUAAAUUUAGGUUCAGAUUUGAUGCUGUCAUGGAUACAAAUGUGACAUCUGAUGUUCAGAACUUAAAGAUAAUACCUGAACCUAACAUGCGAUUCAUACUUCGUGGCUUCAAAGUAUAUGACACAAUCUUUGGGCUUGUGACCUUCAAGCAUUUCAUACAAAUUUAGAUAUUUAGAUUGAUUACCUCUUUUUUUACAUUUCAACUUGAUACUUCAAACUUGCUUCUCUGCACUUAAGCCCAGGAGUUUCUGAACUGAUAUUGAUAGGGAAAUAUUUCUUUCAAAGCCCACAACUGUUAACAAGUGGUGCUGAUCUUAUUUUAUCUUCUUUUGUGUUCAGUUGUGACUCUGAUCCUGGUCAUUGUGCUUAUGAUCACAAGCAGUGUCGUUGCUGGUGUCGUCUUUCUACUAAGUUUUGUCUUUUCAUAGUUCUGGAAUAAAUAGAUUUUGAUUUUUAACCAUGUUUGACUGGAUGUGGUGUGAAAAGAGAAUAUGUGUGUCAUUUUUUAAAUCACAAUUUGAAGGAAAAAUGAUUGAAUGUGCAGAGGGUGCUCUGAUAUUUGAUGAAGUGUGAUAGAUUACCAUGUUUGAGAGUGAGUGAGAAGUUGUCUUUUUUAAAUGUUUUAAUGCAAUUAUGCUUUGUAUUAUAUUUAGACUACAAGUGGUUCUUGUAUCUCAAGUGAUGAAAAAUUGUGGAGAGAUGAAGUAAAUCUACUCUUGUACAAAUGCCGUAAAUGUAUAACAAAAAUGGCAGUUUCUUUAUUUCAUCCUUUUUGAGUUACGUUUAAGAACAGUAUGUGAAUGGUACUAAUUGAAACCAGGUUUGUUAUUAAUUAUUGUAGUCAAAAGUAAAUGGAUUGUAAAUAUGAAUAAAUCUUAGCUGUUACCACA
Molecule: messenger RNA, 2024 nt
Organism: Aplysia californica (California sea hare)
Lineage: Eukaryota; Metazoa; Mollusca; Gastropoda; Aplysiida; Aplysiidae
Product: charged multivesicular body protein 1b
Exons: 6
Coding region: 201-806 (201 amino acids)
Biological process (GO): protein transport; endosome transport via multivesicular body sorting pathway; late endosome to vacuole transport
Cellular component (GO): multivesicular body; ESCRT III complex
Source: RefSeq, a predicted model, not a curated record